GCUGGCAGACUUGACUGACCGAGAGCUCAAGGCGGAAUUAAGGGAUGGAAUCAGGAAUGCCAAAGCCACAACACAGCAACGGCUUCAUGGCUGCCUGCUCUCACUAGCAAAAACACUCGACACCUGGACUGGAAGACACGUAGUUCCCUCGACUGAUCACCAACUGAAGCUGAGCUUCACACUGACAUGGACAGAGGUGAUGGACGCACUAAGUAUGUGCUGCGGGGUGAGGGGGCGGGGUCAGUGUUUGUGAUUGACGAGAAGACGGGCAACAUCCACGUAACCAAGCCCUUGGAUCGGGAGGAGAAGGACGAAUACCGGCUGAUUGCCACAGCAACAGACAGUCAGACAGAGCGUGCCCUGGAGCCCUCCUCCCAGUUCAUCAUUAGAGUGCAGGAUAUCAACGACAACCCACCUGUCUUCGAGGAAGGACCCUACAGCGCCACAGUACCCGAGAUGGCAAACAUAGGGACCUCCAUCAUCCAGGUGACGGCUUCAGACGCAGACGAUCCCACAUAUGGGAACAGCGCGCGGCUGGUGUACACGCUGGUUCAGGGGCAGCCGCACUUCUCCGUGGAUGCUCAGACAGGCAUCCUGCGUACUGCAGUUCCAGAUCUAGAUAGAGAAGUGCAGGAUCAGUAUCUAGUGGUCCUGCUAGCUAAAGACAUGGGUGGCCAUCUUGGCGGUUUGUCAGGAACGACAUCAGUUACUGUACGAUUGACGGAUGUCAAUGACAAUCCUCCUCACUUCGUACAAAAUGAAGAGCGAAAGUACAAAAGAGAAGGAGAGGGGAAACGAGGAGAUUGAGACAGAGCAAGAAAGCUAAAAAAAAACAAAGGCUGACGGGGAGACGGAGAUGGGAAGGAGGGGAGAGGGGAUG
Messenger RNA from Sinocyclocheilus grahami, 880 nucleotides. RefSeq names its product cadherin-24-like. Gene Ontology annotation, cellular component: adherens junction; plasma membrane; catenin complex. The coding region runs from base 187 to 807 and encodes 206 amino acids. The record is from RefSeq and is a predicted model, not a curated record. The transcript is spliced from 6 exons. Gene Ontology annotation, molecular function: beta-catenin binding; cadherin binding; calcium ion binding. Lineage: Eukaryota; Metazoa; Chordata; Actinopteri; Cypriniformes; Cyprinidae. Gene Ontology annotation, biological process: cell migration; homophilic cell-cell adhesion; cell-cell junction assembly.